AAUCCUAAAGUUAGAUACGGUGGCCACGAUUUGCCUAUUUAUUUAUAUAAAUAAAACGUUUUAAUUGAUUGCGUUUUAAUUAUAGAGCUGUAUUAAUUUUCUGACAAUAUGGCAGAAACAAUGAAACAAACUGUAGCAAGUAUACUAAAAAGUAUUGAAAGAUACAAUCCAGCAAAUCUUCAAACCUUGGAGCGAUAUGUAGAAAUGCAGUCUCGUGAAAACACUUAUGAUUUGGAAGCAAAUCUGGCUGUGUUGAAGUUGUACCAAUUCAAUCCAGAAAAGUUCAAUCCCGAUAUUACAUGCCAGAUUCUCUUAAAGGCUUUGACCAAUUUUCCUCACACAGAUUUCACCCUUUGCAAGUGCUUACUUCUUGAAUCAGUAGUAGAGAAUGAGACGAUUUCUCAAAUAAAGUACUUAGCUGAUAUUCUGGAGCAGUGUGAUUUUGCACAAUUUUGGAAUAGAGUACAUCAAAUGCCUGAACUCUGUAGCCGCAUUACUGGUUUCCAUGAUUCAAUACGUAAAUUUGUCUGUCAUGUUGUUGGAAUAACUUUCCAGACCAUUGAUAAGGUCAAUUUGUCUAAUCUAUUGGGAGGAAUAGAUGAUGUUACUCUUAAGCACUGGGUAAAAAAGUAUGGUUGGAGGGAUGAUGGCAACCUUAUCUUCAUUGCUAAUCAAGAUGAGAACAUCAAAACCAAGAAUAUAACUGAGAAAAUUGAAUUUGAACACCUGGCACCGCUGAUGGCCAUAUUGUAAUUUGAUAGAUAGGCCAUAAUUUUUUGAUACACAAGUAUGUAUGAAAUAUCAAAUAAACUUAAUUAUUAAAAUCUUCA
Molecule: messenger RNA, 830 nt
Organism: Diatraea saccharalis (sugarcane borer)
Lineage: Eukaryota; Metazoa; Arthropoda; Insecta; Lepidoptera; Crambidae
Source: the annotation of a GenBank genome assembly